AUGAGUUCUGAAUGUCUGUGGUUCCGCUCAGUGCUCCGUGUGGUGGCAAGUGUUCAUCUUGGUUACGCCCUCUACUACGAAUACAGAUUCACACAGCUGGACGUACAACUGCGACUGGAUCCGGCAAUCGGUGGCAAGUUCAAGUAUCUGACCUUUCUCAAUGAACUGCUGCAGUUCGUAUACAAUCUGUUGGCACUGUGCCAGGAUAUCCGCCAACAGCGAGAAGUGCGCAACUUGCGGGACUAUUUGCUGGCCAGUUGUGUGGUGCCACUGGACCUAACGGUGGCUGUGACCUACUGGACAUUGUGCGUCAUCAAUCGAGAGACGAUCUAUCCCGAGUUCCUGGACCUCAUCUACCCAAAGUGGCUCAACCAGACGCAGCACAGCUGA
Molecule: messenger RNA, 390 nt
Organism: Drosophila grimshawi
Lineage: Eukaryota; Metazoa; Arthropoda; Insecta; Diptera; Drosophilidae
Product: androgen-dependent TFPI-regulating protein
Exons: 1
Coding region: 1-390 (129 amino acids)
Cellular component (GO): endomembrane system; membrane
Source: RefSeq, a predicted model, not a curated record